Messenger RNA from Vicugna pacos (alpaca), 3299 nucleotides. Lineage: Eukaryota; Metazoa; Chordata; Mammalia; Artiodactyla; Camelidae. The record is from RefSeq and is a predicted model, not a curated record.
UAAGAGGGCAAGUGGACCGCUGGUGUCUUGGGAGGGUGACCACUGGGAUGGGGACAAGAAGGACGGGGUACAGUCCCGGGUACUGAGUCUCCACACACACACUUCUUGGCGUGCCUUGCUGCACCUCGUCAACCUUUUAGUUGCGCGGUGUAGCCUGGACGCUCGAGCCUUGGGAUGGGGGAGGGGACUGAAGUAGGAUGAGGAACUAACACGUUGCCCGUCCAGAGGCAAGGCUUCCUCUGACCUCUCUGGGUCCAGUUCUUACUCCCUCUUCUCUCUCCUCCAGCGAACCUGGGCCAUGAGCGUCUCGGAUUCAACAGAUCGUCGUCGGUCAGACCCAGAGCAAGCCUCUCUUCCGGUCCAGAAAGACAGCCUUGACCACACUUUGCCAGCCCGGAGAACCCCUUCCUGGCCUCCGUCCGCGGACGAGGAUCCCAGUUUGCCCCCCUUUCCUCUGGGAGAGCCUGGCACCAGGCCAAUGGUCCCAGGGAGCCUUGCCUCUCCAUCUUUGCCCCUAGAGGAAGAAGAGGAGGAGGAAGAGGAUGAGGACGGAGAAGACACAGCAGAGCCCGAGGAACUGCGCAGCGAGGAGCAUCCCAGCCAGUUUUUCUCGGAGGCACAGCGGCUGCGGGAGCAGAGAUUGUUGCUGGAUGAAGAGGUGUCAGUAGGGGGGCGAGUAUACGGGGUGCAUCGGGUUAUCCUGGCCGCAGUCAGCAGCCUCUUCAGAGACAGGCUGCUGAACGGCAGAGGUCAGCAACCCCUCUUCAGCCUGGAAGUAACGCCCGGGGCCUGGGAGGCCGUGCUGACCUUUGCCUAUGAGGGAGUGCUGGGACCCGCCCCGCGGGGGGAUGUGCUGGUCGCGGCUGAAGCCCUGGGAGCGCCCCGGGUAAAGGCCGCAGCCCAGUGGGGACGCGAGGGAGCAGGAAGCGCCGGGGAAGAUGAAAAGCACCCCAGCCAGGCAGAGGAGCUGAGAGAGAACUUGCGCAGCAUCGAGCUCCUGUACCAAGAGGGCAUCGGAUGUGACCUGGAGCUGGAGGCAGGCAGCUGCCGGCUGCAGGUGCACCGAGCGGCCCUCGCCUGUGGCAGUGAGUUCUUUGGGGCCAUGCUCCUGAGUGGGAUGAGGGAAUCCCAGGGCACAGAGGUGUCUCUGCACACCAUCUCUGCCCAGGACCUGCGACUCCUCGUGUCUUAUGCCUACUCCGGGGUUGUGCGGGCAAGGUGGCCAGGACUGCUGAGAGCCGCCCAGGCUGCUCUGCAGUACCAGAGCUCUUCCUGCCUGGCCCUGUGCCAGAGAGCCUUGGCACGAGGCCUCAGCCCUGCCCGUUGCCUGACCCUGAUCCCCAUGGCUGAAGCCCCUGGGUUUGAGACGCUCUGGAGCAAAGCGCACCACUACCUCCUCACCCACCUGCCCGCUGUGGCUUUGUGUUCCACUUUCCCUUCUUUACCGGCUGCCUGCCUGGCUGAGCUCCUGGACAGCGAUGAGCUACAUUUGCAGGAGGAGUUCGAGGCCUUUGUGGCUGCACGGUGUUGGCUAGCUGCCAACCCUGAGAUCCAGGAGUCAGAUGCCAAGGCCCUACUUCGAUGUAUCCGCUUUGGCCGCAUGUCUACCAGGGAGCUACGGAGGGUACGGGCGGCUGGACUGCCUCCACCCCUGUCCCCGGACUUGCUCUAUCAGCUGAUGGUGGAGGCUGAGGUUCCAGGACAAGAGAGACGGAGGGAACCUGACCAGGCCCUGGUAGUGAUUGGCGGGGAUGGGCUCAGAUCAGACAUGGCCGUGAGACAGCCGUCCCGAGGAGUGUGGUGGGCCCGGGCCUUUCGCUGCGGCACAGGACUGGUUCGCACUGUGGACUGGGGGCGGCUGCCUGCCCUACCUGCCCCAGGGCGCUUCCGGCAUGGGGCUGUCAGCCUAGCAGGAAGUGAACUCUACGUGUGUGGGGGACAGGAUUUCUACACUAACUCUAACACCCUGGCUUCGACUCUCAGGUGGGACCCCAGUCAAGAGGAUUGGGAGGAGGUGGCACCUUUGUGCCAGGCUCGGAGCCUUUUCCCCUUGGUGGAACUGGAUGGACUGCUUUAUGCCCUGGGCGGACAAGACAAUGGUGUUGCCCUCAACUCUGUGGAGACUUACAACCCCUUGCUGCACUAUGACCCCAAACUUGAGAAGCCGGGGACACUUCUGAGCCCUAUGGGGGUACCUCGGGCUGGCCAUGUCAUGGCUGCUCUGGGUGGGCGGUUGUAUGUAGCGGGUGGGCUAGGUGAGACUGGGGACCUGCUGAGCGUGGAGGCCUAUGAACCAAGGACUGAUAGCUGGACUCACUUGACGUCCCUGCCUUCCCCCCACGUGGGGGCUGCAGGUGCUGUGGUGCAGGGGGAGCUACUGGUGCUGGGGGGCUACAGCCACCGUACUUAUGCCCCCUCCCACCUUAUCCAUGCCUACUGUCCUGGCCUGGGCCGAUGGCUCUGCCUGGGAACUCUGCCGAGGCCCCGGGCUGAGAUGCCUGCCUGCAUCCUGACGCUGCCCGCUGUGCAGCACAUAGCUUUGCUUCCCAUGCGGCACCAAACUAAACCUGCUGGGUGAAGUGGGAGCAUCGGUGGAUGCGGGGAGGAAGGGAUAAGAAACAUCAUGGAAGAAGGACAGAGAUGAUGCAGAGAAAGAGAAGGCCUUACUCAUGAUAGUAUUUUAUUCUAGCACAGUGCUUUACAACUCAUAAACUGCUUUUGUAUAUAUGAUCUUCAUUGAGGAAAAGGUUCCGGAAUUCCUGGAGAAAGAGCGUUGGGGAAGGGGAGGCAGCUGAAUACCUAGGUAAGGAGAGGAGACCCAGGGGCAAGUCUACAAGGUUUAGGGACCCUGGCACGAUUUUUGCUGGGCAAAGUGUGCUUUUCUGGGAAAACAGUGAAGAAGCAUCAGUAGCCAAGGUGUAGGGGCCAAGAGAGGACAGUUGGGACAAUGAUGAUUCUGACCAAUGGAUGAAGAAGAACGUGGAAAGGACAUCUGUAGAAGAGUCGAGGGGUGUGGGAGAAGGACUGUAGUUGUUGCUUCUCUUUACUCUCCAAUCCCUGAGAUACCCAAACACUCAUGACAAUGUUCUUUCUCAGGUAACCUGUAGACCCAGUCUAGCAUUCCCUCAGCCAGACACCACAGGCUGCCCCUAAAAGCCUCUUGGUUUCCAAUCUGAGGGGAAGUUCCGUCUGGAUCUGGCACAGUGCAGGGGCCCGAGAUGCAGGACAAUGAGGUGGGAGCACCGCCCAUGGGGAAGAUGAGGAGGGCAAAGAGGGAGGCGCCCAUGGUGGGAAGAGGA